Molecule: messenger RNA, 1548 nt
Organism: Corticium candelabrum
Lineage: Eukaryota; Metazoa; Porifera; Homoscleromorpha; Homosclerophorida; Plakinidae
Exons: 1
Coding region: 1-1548 (515 amino acids)
Source: RefSeq, a predicted model, not a curated record
AUGAGGAAUGCAUCUCUAAGAGCACGCAGAAUUGUCAGCAUGAACGACAGGGAGCUAGGUAGCUCAAAGAGCCCGGUUCAAGUAGAGGAAGCUCCUCCAGUCAUUUCAGCAGAGACUGGAACUGCAUAUCAGUCUGUCACACAACAAGAAGUCGUUCUUCAUGAAGCUUCUCAAGAUCAAUCUAGUGAUGCCAUUGACCUGCCAGCUAUCCCUCAGUACAGAGUGUUACUGCCUCCUAAUUUCAACUGGGGUGGUGUACCUGGAGCAGAUAUAAAAGAUCAGAUAGACCAAGCAUAUCGUGAAGUCGUUCAUUGGAAACGGAAUUUAUUUCAAGUGCCUUACGGAUCCUCUGGUGGACACUUCGUUUCUGAACUUACAAGGCUAUUUUAUGCAUUUGCAAAUGAAUCUGAUCUCGAGUCAGUCGCAAUAACUGCUGCUAUGCUCAUGCCUCAUCUGUUGCUCCAAAGACCUCACACUAGAUCCAGUGUACAACAGAACUCCUCUUGUUUAAGUCGUCGAUUGGAAACCUGGAAAAAGGGUGACAUAGGAGGUUUGAUUGCAGAAGGCAGAACGAUCCAGUCUCAUCUUCGAUGCCACAGUACUCGGAAUUGUCCUCAGGAUAGAGAGUGUGAUCAAUCAAGAAAAGUUGCACUUUUGUUGCAAAAGGGAAAUAUCAAUGCUGCCCAGCGACUCCUAUCAGAUGAGGACAACUGUGGUUUGCUAGAACUAGACGAAUGUAUUCCUGGCUCUCACAAGUCAGUUAGAGAUGUUCUGAAAGACAAACACCCUGACCCAGCUCCUAUGUUUAAGGAAGCUGUCCUGGACUCCAAAUCUCAGGCACCUCCUACACAUCCCAUUCUCUUCGACAAGAUUGAUGGCUAUCUCAUUCGUGCCAUGUCACUUAAAUGCCAGGGUGCUGCAGGUCCAUCAGGCUUAGAUGCGGCUGCAUGGAGGCGUUUGUGCACUGGAUUCAAAGUCUUGUCUAGAAAUCUCUGUGACUCAAUAGCUUCAACAACUCGCAGGAUUGCAACGCAGUUUAUCGACCCGAGUGGGAUUUCGGCUCUGGUUGCUUGCCGGCUAAUACCCCUGGACAAGAGACCUGGUGUCAGACCAAUUGGAGUUUGUGAAACACUUCGUAGAAUAAUUAGCAAGGCUGUCCUGAGUGUGGUAAAGUCAGAUAUUUUGAACGUAGCCGGACCCCUACAACUCUGUGCUGGUCAGAACGUCGGAUGCGAGGCUGCCAUACACGCUAUUCGAGGUAUUUAUGAUGAAGAUGAAACAGAGGCCGUGCUAUUUGUAGACGCAACCAAUGCUUUCAAUACUUUGAACCGUCAAGUUGCUCUGGCUAACAUAUCUGUCAACUGCCCAGCCAUCUUUCCAAUCUUGGCCAACACGUAUCGACAACCUUCUUCAUUGUUUGUAGGUGGAGAAACGUUGCUUUCUAGUGAAGGAACAACUCAAGGAGAUCCCUUAGCGAUGCCAAUGUAUGCUCUGGCCACAAUUCCACUUCUAAAGAGUGUGCAGACGAAUGGUACAAAGCAGGUAUGA